Pocillopora verrucosa is the source of this 1325-nucleotide messenger RNA. Lineage: Eukaryota; Metazoa; Cnidaria; Anthozoa; Scleractinia; Pocilloporidae. The record is from RefSeq and is a predicted model, not a curated record.
GAUCCUGCCUCAGUUUUUCCUUCUUUAAAAUGGCUGCCACUCUGGACCCUGCUGAGGUGCUUCAUUCUUCGAGAGGGAGAGAUAAUUUUCAACGUCUGGCUCGGCUUUUGAUAAGUGGAGGUACUGUACUAUUGAGGGAGGUUUUUGACAUCAAAUGUCCAUCAAGUAAUCUUCCUACUACACUUCAGAAUCCAGCCAUGAAGAAGCUACUUAAGGCAGCAAAGCUCACCAAACCACAGAUGGACUGCCUGUACCCUUCCCCAGGGAUGUAUGGAAAGUCAACAGACUUUGAUAUAACUCUCCUUUUCCGGUUGCUAAGGACAAUAUGUGGCCUCACUGCUCCUGUCACAGGCUGGGAUGCACUACCAGCAAGUACAGAUGACAGUUUAGAAGCAUAUUUAGCCAGAAUAAAAUAUUACCGCAAUUCGAUAUAUGGUCAUGUGAAGGAGAACAUGGAAAUCUCAGAUGACAAGUUUUCAGUUCUUUGGGGAGAAAUUAGUGAGGCUCUGGUGAGAAUUGCAGGUCAAAUCAGUCCUGCAAAGGCAAAAGAAUGGCAAAAUGCUAUUGAUACAUUUUUAAAAGAUCCCCUCACAGAGGAGGACAAGAGAAAUGAGCAGGAAUUGCAAUGCUGGUACCAGAAUGAUACAGAAGUAAAGGAAUACUUUGAAAAAGUAGAAUCUUCAGUGAAGCAUUUGGAGAAAUACUUAGAACAUGAAGUUCGAGAACAAGCCCAAGAAAUUAAAGAUGAGCUUGGAGGCAAAGUAGAAUCUACAGCGCAAGAGGUUCAGCACUUAGGACAAGAGCUUCGAGAUGAAGCCCAAGACAUCAAAGAUCAGCUUGGAGGGAAAGUAGAAUCUACAGCGCAAGAGGUUCAGCACUUAGGACAAGAGCUUCGAGAUGAAGCCCAAGACAUCAAAGAUCAGCUUGGAGGGAAAGUAGAAUCUACAGCGCAAGAGGUUCAGCACUUAGGACAAGAGCUUCGAGAUGAAGCCCAAGACAUCAAAGAUCAGCUUGGAGGGAAAGUAGAAUCUACAGCCCAAGAAGUACAGUGCUUGAGGCAAGAGUUGCGAGAUGUAGCCCAAGACAUCAAAGAUCGAUUAGAACUUGGUGGUCAACCCAAUUCCUCAGCUGGAGUUAAAAUUCGAAUGCAGAUUGAUUGUGAGGCCAUCACAGACCCUCAUUCACAACUAGAGACACCAGGGACAGUGGUUAUAGCCAGUCAGGGUACCCAAGCUUGUGGUGAUGAGCUGGUAGUUACUGGAACAUCAGAAGGAAUGCCUAAAGGCACACAAGAUACCCAGGCAGGAAGUCUCAAGAUCAGGUAG